Messenger RNA from Trichoplusia ni (cabbage looper), 2366 nucleotides. Its product is annotated as elongation of very long chain fatty acids protein AAEL008004-like. Gene Ontology annotation, biological process: fatty acid elongation, monounsaturated fatty acid; fatty acid elongation, saturated fatty acid; sphingolipid biosynthetic process. Gene Ontology annotation, cellular component: endoplasmic reticulum membrane. The record is from RefSeq and is a predicted model, not a curated record. Lineage: Eukaryota; Metazoa; Arthropoda; Insecta; Lepidoptera; Noctuidae. The coding region runs from base 1224 to 2018 and encodes 264 amino acids. The transcript is spliced from 6 exons. Gene Ontology annotation, molecular function: fatty acid elongase activity.
UGUUUUUUAUUUAUUUACCUCCUACCAAAAAACUGCGCGAUUUUUUUCUUAAAUUACCAACAAGCGCCUUGACAAUAACUGUAUGUAAUUGCAUCUGUAUUACAUGUAUGAAGUCAACAAAUAGUUGCCUAUUAUUAUCCCGAAGCUAGGCAAAAACUUCGUUAGGGCUAAUUAGUUGAUAACAUAUUAUUUUAUUUAUCUCAGAAAUAGAAAUCUGAAACCCUGUACCCACGAAUUACCUCAAUAAACCACAGAUUUGAAAUGGGAUAUUCCGAACAUUAUUAAAUGCUGGUACAUUUCUGGUACGUUUUAGGUAUAAUUUAUUCAUUCACAAUAAACAGUUCCUUUUGUAUUUCAACACGUGCAUCGACACUGGAUAUCUCCUAGGUACGCUAGAGACCUUGUAGGACUGAACUUUGGAAGCGAUGGGCAUUCAGUACCUGAAUGGUCACCUGCUUGACCCUUUAUUUAACAUGUACUUUACAUUUUAUAUAUUAAAUUUAUACCUCGUUAUGUUUGCGUGUCGCUGUUGUUUUUUUACACGUUACACAUUUAGAUAUCUGGUUAACAAGCAUAAUGUUAGCAUAAGGUUAAGGGUGGGUGACUGUGGGAAGUGUGGUUGGUAAUCUUGGCAUUCAAGGAGUGAUAUUUAGUAUCAAUGAUUUUGUAUGUUAAUUAUUCACAAUUCAUUUUAUUUUCCUUAGUUUUAAGUGUAUAAAAAAAUGAUACGCGUUGAGCAGGGAGGUGUCUCUAGCAGCAGAUAGUUGGUCAAUUGCGUUCCCGUUUGUUAUCCGACGAUAGACGGAGACGGAGAAGCUCUCCAGUGAGCGCUUCGCACCCUUAGCUUUCCUCAGCACCAAGGACGCCCUGAAGAAUCCACCAAAUAAUUUUUCCUCCUGUAACUUGAAGAACUCUUAACAGGAUUUUCUAAUUUAUUUUUGGAUACCAUUUUCUAAACGAAGAAAAUAAUAUAAAUGACACCACAUGAUAGCACUAGUUUGUCAAAUCAGCAAUAAGAAGCAAACGACAUUUUAGAAUACAUGAAUAAAAUUAACAGAGGCGCUUCAUGAAAACAUUACAUACAGUGUAACAGUAAAGUAUUGCGUUACGCUGCAAAACAAUGACUAGAUUCACGCGCAAGUGACGUAAUAUCGUAAAAAAUAAAUAACGAAUUCUUCAUUAGUCCCCCAAUCGUGCAUAGCAGUGAAAUUAAUUAUUAAAUAAUGUCGGUCAUCUUGGGAGGAGCAGUGAAAUUAUAUUACUACUUAAAUGAAGAUAUUGCAGAUCCCAGGACACAAGACUGGUCCCUAAUCAGGACACCAUGGCCUGGUCUGGCGAUAAUGUGCUUCUAUCUGGCGCUGGUCCACAAGUGGCUCCCAGCCUACAUGAGCACGCGGCCAGCCUACAACCUACGAACAACUAUAGCGGCAUAUAACGCUAUACAGAUCGUCGGCUGUGUGUAUAUUACUUAUAAAAGUUUAUCACUAGGAUGGCUGAAUCAUUACUCACUGGUAUGCCAAGGUCCAGACGACGGACCGAACGGGGUGGAAUACGCUUGGAACGUUUGCUAUGGGUACUUUGUCAUGAAACUAGCUGAUCUCCUAGAUACGGUGUUCUUCGUUUUAAGAAAAAAGCAAAAUCAAGUGACGUUCUUACAUGUUUAUCAUCACUUCGGGAUGGUAGCAGUGGCGUGGGGUAUGGUCAAGUGGGUGCCAGGUGGCCACAUAACAAUGUUGGUGACAUUGAACUGUAUCGUCCACACCAUUAUGUACAGCUACUACUUGCUGACAAUCUGGGAUGAGUCCUACAAACAGUCCGUUUGGUGGAAGAAAUACGUUACACAAGUGCAAAUUUUGCAGUUUACCCUACUGCUAGUCCACUUCGUGGCGCUGGCGGUGACCCGCGAGUGCAACUUCCCCCGAGAGCCAGCCUACAUACUCAUCCCACAGAACCUGUUCAUGGUCAUACUGUUCUCCGAUUUCUACUAUAGAUCUUAUAUCAAGGCUAAGAAAGUUUAAUAUUAAAUGUAUAAUGGAUAAAAAGAGUUGUUUUAUUUGAAAGUUUUGUCGCAAGCGCUUAGGGUUGAGGUAACCUGAUCCCAAGUAUGCAACGUAUGGUAUAAAAGAUGAUAAUAAUAUCAGGGAAGCAAUUAAGCUAUUUACGAUAGCCGAUGAAUGAAUGGAUAUUCGACUGCAUAGAGCCGACUGGUUGAGGUCACCACGCCAAACCCACUGUGCGCGUGUCGCUGGUUCGAUCCCCGUGUAGGACCAGCAUUUGUGUGUACCACGAAGUUCCUAUUCUGCAUCUGGGUGUUGUUGUGCACGUGAUUUGAAUGUUUGUGAAACCCGCCGGGACACAAGGAUUAA